Molecule: messenger RNA, 1377 nt
Organism: Microsporum canis CBS 113480
Lineage: Eukaryota; Fungi; Ascomycota; Eurotiomycetes; Onygenales; Arthrodermataceae
Product: major facilitator superfamily domain-containing protein 5
Exons: 4
Coding region: 1-1377 (458 amino acids)
Biological process (GO): molybdate ion transport
Cellular component (GO): membrane
Molecular function (GO): molybdate ion transmembrane transporter activity
Source: RefSeq, a predicted model, not a curated record
AUGUUCAUUAUGGAUAUAUAUGCGGGCACUUUAUUCACUCUGAUACUUGCAAACGUUGGCCUUGCAUCUUAUCGCCUCAAUGGCAGCGAGGGAAGGAUAAACUUGCGGAAUAUAAUCAGCAACAUUCAUGGAUUAUUCAGCCGUCGAAACGAGAGCUGGCCGAAUGAUACAGGCCUCGUCCUUACUUUUCUUCCUGUCUACGUACUCGUCAUGGCUUCAGAUUGGAUGCAGGGUCCAUACUUUUUUCCAUUAUACAAGGAAACUCUUCAACUACCCGAUCAUGUUAUUGCAACCCUUUUUGCCACAGGGUUUAUCUCUGGUGCAUUUAGUGCUUCAUUUGUGGGAAAUCUUGCCGAUAGAUAUGGGCGACGAAUAGCAUGUCUGUCGUUUUGUGUGAUAUACAGCCUAUCAUGUAUCAUGACAGCCUCAUCCUCAAAUGUCGUUAUUCUUUUCUUUGGACGAGUCCUGGGGGGAAUUGGGACCACUUUACUCUUCACUGUUUUCGAAGCGUGGCUUGUUGCCGAAUUUCACCGUACAAAAUCCACGGAAGAGUCAACGGAGCUAAACCAGCUACUAGGAACAAUGACCGUACUAAGUGGAAUAGUUGCAGUUUUAUCUGGGCUGUUGAGUAAUUUUCUAGUUUCGCUCACGGGCUCCAGGCGAGCACCAUUUCUCGCAAGCCCCGUUUGUCUUGGUAUGGCCUUUUUGCUGAUAUCAGGGAUAUGGAAUGAGAAUUAUGCGGGUGAUUCCGGUCAUUCUGGAGUUGAAGCUAUAGAACAGCAACACACUCGAUUUUCAGCUAUAUUGAAAGUUGGAGACACCCGCAUCACAAUGCUUGGGCUGAUUACAACGAUAUUUGAGGGCUCCAUGUACCUUUUUGUCGUUUUUUGGUCACCUGCAAUUAUUUCUGCCAGUAAGGGCGAUGGUGCCCCUGACGACCCCCCAUUCGGACUCAUCUUCGCCAGUUUUAUGACCUCCAUGAUGCUGGGAUCUCAAAUAUCAUCCCAAUUAACGAUCCCGACCCUUGAGACUCCGUCACCAUCGUCAUCGCCACCGCCUCCGACCACUUUGUCAUGCGACUAUGAUCAUAGUAGCGUAUCCCGAUGCUCUCGUUUGCUUACCAUUCUUUUCUUUGUCGGAAGCAUCAGCUUGAUAUGUGCUGUAGUAUUUCCGACUACGCUAUCCACUCUCUGGGCGUUCUGCGUCUACGAAUUCAGUAUUGGCAUGUACUACCCUAAUGUGGGUGUACUCAAAAGCGUCCUCGUCCGAGAUAAGGAUCGAGCGAAAGUAUACGCUUUAUUCCGACUGCCGCUUAAUUGUUUUGUUAUUGCUGGUCUAGCAUUUACAACAGAAGGUGAGACAUGUAUUCCGUGCUGA